Messenger RNA from Fusarium keratoplasticum, 1272 nucleotides. RefSeq names its product Fumarylacetoacetase. The record is from RefSeq and is a predicted model, not a curated record. The transcript is spliced from 3 exons. Gene Ontology annotation, biological process: L-tyrosine catabolic process; homogentisate catabolic process; L-phenylalanine catabolic process. Lineage: Eukaryota; Fungi; Ascomycota; Sordariomycetes; Hypocreales; Nectriaceae. The coding region runs from base 1 to 1272 and encodes 423 amino acids. Gene Ontology annotation, molecular function: fumarylacetoacetase activity.
AUGACCUCCAGUGACUGCGAGAGCCACUUUUCGCUGGCAAAUAUUCCGUUUGGAAUAGCUUCGUCGAAAAAGCGCCCUGAGCCCCAGUGCGUCACACGCCUGGCCAAUCAGGUAAUAUUCCUUGACUGCCUUGCUCUGCAGGGGGUGUUUGCGGAAAUACCUGAACUACCCAAGGGAAUUUUCGCAGAGCCGACCCUGAAUACGUUCGCCGCGCUGCCACGAUCUGUCCACCAGAGCGUCAGGCAUGCCAUCCAAAGCGCACUCACGGACCAAAAUACAGAAGCUUCUUGGCGGAACCAUGCAGAACAUACACAGGACGUAACAAUGCACUUGCCUAUCAGCAUAGGCGACUUUACCGACUUCUCUUGCAGUUUGAACCACGUCCAGAAUGCUGGUCAAAUUAUGGUUGGCCAGAAGUCCGCGCCUCCAUCUUUCUACAAGUUUCCAAUGUGCUAUCAAGGACGUGCGAGCUCUGUGGUGGUCUCGGGGACGCCUAUUGAGCGACCUGUCGGGCAUUUCUGGGACAACUCGGAACGACACGCUUCAGCGAAAGAUCCCCCGGUGGUGUUUGGUCCAUCCAGGAAGUUGGACUAUGAGGUUGAAGUGGCAGCGAUUGUCGGAAAGCCACUACCCAUGGGAGCAAGACUCAACGCCACAGAUGCUGAUGAUCAUAUUUUCGGCUUCGUGCUGAUGAAUGAUUGGAGCGCUCGAGAUAUUCAAGCAUUCGAGAUGAUUCCAUUGGGUCCUGUGAAUGGAAAGAACUUUGGCACAUCGAUAUCGCCGUGGGUGAUCUCCUACGAAACCUUGGAACCGUUCAAAACAACUGCACCGAUCACUCAUUCCGAUGUCUCAAUCCACAUGAUCGAUCCUACCGCUUCCACUUAUUCCAUUAUGCUCAAGGUUGAGAUAAUAUCGAACUCCAAGUCUACUACUACCGGGUUGUCAAACUUGAGCUCAUUGUUCUGGACGGUACGCCAUAUGCUAGCACAUACGGUUAGUGCAGGGUCGCCCUUGAGGACAGGGGAUCUCUUAGCAACGGGCACCAUCAGUGGCGACCAGAAGGGUACCUAUGGCUGUCUUCUGGAGGAAACGGAAGGGGGGAGAACACCUACUCAACUCGAAGAUGGCACCAAUCGUUCUUUUCUAGAGGAUGGUGAUGCAGUUCGUAUCACGGCAAUUGCUGGCGGAGAAGGAUCUGGGGUCGGCUUUGGAGAGUGCACUGGAGAGGUGCUCCCCGCUCGCCCUUCUGAUAAACCGCAUAGGAACGACUAA